UUUAUAUUUUUUAAUAUUGCAUAUAUUGACUUUCCUCAUUAAUCCCCCAUCAUUCUUUCCUUGUCAGUAACGAGUAUUUCUGUCCAACACUUGUGAUUAUACCAUUUCAAAAUAAAUAUGAGCAGAAACCCAGCGAUUUUAUUCCAGAGAUUUGUAUCUUUACCUUGUUUGCCCUCAGAUCGUCAAGUUUCAUGGAGCCAAAAUCAAAGGCUGGUGAAGGGGAACUUUGGCAGUAAUAAUUUAUACUAGGCAUCUCUUCGAUCAGUGUGAUAUUUUGCUGAAGUAUACAGCGUAUCUUCCUGCUAUUGUUUUGGUGCUUUUAUCAGAUUUGUGCUAUCCGCUGUUCAACUCGAUUAUUAUUGUGUGGGUGUGGGUGUCUCUUAUUACAGCAUUCAAUGAGAAUUCCACUCCUUUCAUGGCUUUUCUUCAUGCCCAUAUGCUUACUUUCUAUCAGCUUCUAUGUUCCUAUGGUUUGCGGACAAUCUCUUACCAAUCAGAAAGCCUUGUUGCUCCAAUUGAAGAAUAGCCUCAUUUUUCACAGUGCUUCAUCUACAAAACUGGUGCACUGGAACAAAAGCAUCGAUUGUUGCUCAUGGGAAGGCGUGACCUGCAACAAGGGACGUGUUAUUGGUCUCGACCUCAGCAAUGACUCUAUCUCAUGUUCACUUGACAAUUCAAGCAGCCUGUUCAAGCUUCAAUAUCUUCAGAAUCUGAAUUUAGCAUACAACGACUUCAACGGUUCUGAUAUUCCUUCAGAAUUUAAUAAGUUGUCGAAUUUGGUUUAUUUAAACCUUUCAUAUGCCGGCUUUCGAGGACAAAUUCCAAUUACAAUUUCGCAUUUAAAAGGAUUGGUUAGUCUCGAUUUAAGUGAUUGGAGCUUGAAGCUUGAGAAUCCAAAUCUAAAUAUGCUUAUUCAAAACCUUUCGAAGCUUACGGAACUUUAUCUCGAUCGUGUGGAUAUAUCAAUGCAAGGGUAUGAGUGGGGCCCAGCAUUAUCAAUUUCACUACCAAAUCUAAGAGUGUUGAGCUUGUCAUAUUGCAAUCUGUCGGGGCCUUUUGAUCCGUCCUUGGUGAAUCUCAAAUCCCUCUCUGUUAUCGAUAUGCGUCAUAACAACUUAUCUGCUCCAAUUCCUAAAUUUUUUGCAGACUUUAGAAAUUUGACAACCUUGAAUUUCUUUGACUCUUCGUUGAAUGGACAAUUUCCAGAAAGGAUCUUUCAAAUUCCAACAUUGCAAAUGGUUGACCUGUCAUAUAAUGAUCAACUUGAAGGUUUCUUGCCAGAAUUUCCUUCGAAUGGAUCUCUUCAAACCCUAAUCCUUUUACAAACAAAGUUUUCAGGGUCAUUGCCAUAUUCUAUUGGGAAUCUCAAACUAUUGUCUACAGUCGGUCUUUCUUAUUGCAAUUUCAAUGGAGAAAUUCCGAAGUCAAUGACCAAUCUCACCGAAUUGAUUUAUUUGGACUUUGCAUCUAACAAAUUCAGGGGAUCAAUUCCAUCAUUAAGCAUGAGCAAGAAUCUGAAAAGAAUAGAUCUUUCCUACAAUGAUUUGACAGGUCAAAUUUCUUCCACUCGAUUGGUAGAUGAUCUAUUGAAUUUGCGGAGUCUUGAUUUGAGUUACAAUUCACUAGAAGGGAGUAUUCCAGUUUCUCUUUUUUCCCAUCCUUCAUUGCAAUAUUUAUUACUUCGAAACAAUCGAUUUUCUGGCCUACCUGAUGAAUUUUCAACUGCUCCUUCUCACGUAUUGAGUGAACUUGAUUUAAGUCACAACAACUUGGAAGGGAAAAUUCCCAUGUUUGUGUUUAAACUACCUUCUCUUAGCACGCUUGAUCUUUCUUCCAAUAACUUCAAUGGCUCUUGGCAGUUUUGUGCGGUUCAGAAAUUAAAGCAUCUUGCCAAUCUUGAUCUUUCAUACAAUGAUCUCUCGAUUGAAUAUAGUGGAAGUAAUUGUUCAUUGUCUUCUUUUCCCCAAAUUAUAAUGUUGAGAUUGGCUUCUAACAAGUUGGAAAGAAUUCCAGAUUUCUUGCGAAACCAAUCUGCCUUGGUAGAGCUAGACCUUUCAAGCAACCAGAUUCAUGGAGAAAUACCACACUGGAUUUGGAAAUUUACAGAACUGGACGUCUUAAAUCUCUCCAAUAACAACUUGGUGACUCUAGAAAGACCUUUGCUCAAUGUUUCUUUCAUGGGCGUGGUGGAUCUAAGCUCCAACGAACUCCAAGGGCAGAUUCCCGAAUCAAUAUGCAAUGCUACAUCUACUGUUUUGGAUUUAUCUAACAAUUUCUUAAGUGGCAUGGUCCCCCAUUGCUUAUUGAGUCAGCCAAGUCUAGAGGUGCUAAAUCUAAGAAAAAACCAACUCUCAGGCAAAAUUCCUGAUACGUUUCGAACCAAUUGUUCUUUGGAAACUUUAGAUCUUGGUGAAAACCAAUUAGAAGGAACGUUGCCAAAAUCUUUAGCCCAGUGCAAAUAUUUGGAGUUCCUGGACAUCGAGAAUAACAGCAUUGAAGAUACUUUCCCAUGUUACUUGAGCAAUAUAUCCAUGUUGCGUGUCCUUGUUUUCAAAUCUAACAAGUUCCACGGACCCAUUGAUUGUGAUCUAGAGUCUAAUGCCACUUGGCCACUGCUUCAAAUUAUAAACUUAGCUUCAAACAAUUUUAGUGGUAAGCUGACAGAAAAGUCCUUCGGCAUCUUGAAGGCAUUUAUGGCAGAUAAACAUCAGGCAGAAUUAGAGGUCAUUCGUCAUGUACUUAAAGUCAAUGCCAGCGAUUUUGUUUUUUUUCAUUUUGAUUAUGAAGAUAAGCUGACAAUUAUUGCCAAAGGUCUAUCUCUUAAUCUGGUGAAGAUCCUAACUAUUUUCACCCUUCUUGACCUUUCAUGCAACAACUUUUACGGGCCUCUACCAAACGAAAUUGGAAACUUCAAAUCACUGUAUGUCCUCAACUUGUCUCGUAACAGUUUCACAGGCAAUAUUCCACAAUCUUUGGGAAAAUUAAGUAAACUUGAGUCACUGGACUUGUCAAGCAAUGACCUUACAGGUGAGAUCCCUAUUGAACUCGCAGAUGGUCUAAUUUUCCUAUCAGUCCUCAAUCUUUCUUUCAAUCAAUUGUCGGGAAAAAUUCCACAAAUCAAGCAAUUUACUACAUUUCCAAACUCUGCCUAUAAAGGGAACAUAGGAUUAUGUGGCAUUCCUUUGGAAGAACAAUGCAAAGGUGACGGGCCAGGAUUGUCAACUCCAACAUCUGAAGAAUCUGACUCAAAUUCUAAAAUUGGAAUUGACUGGAACUUCAUAAGUGUUGAAUUGGGAUUUGUUUUUGGUUUUGGAAUUGCUAUUGGGCCUCUUAUGUUUUGGAAAAGGUGGAGGAUGUGCUACUACAAACAUGCUGAUGAAAUAUUUUUUAAGAUCUUCCCUCGGUUGUAUAUUACAAUAGAAAACCGUCGAAGACAAGCACACAUGAACCAAAGACGAAGAGCUCACAGAAAUCAAGGAUGGAGGCAUGAGUGAUAUAUCGCUUGACAUAUAUGAGCCAUGAGGAGUAAUGUUGUCAGAUAUGCAGGUGAUUUAUGCAAGGUGAACGGGAUUUGGAAGCAUAACUAACUAAUGUUGUCACUGUUGUAUUUUAGCACUCGACUAUUUACAGUAUGAUUGGCAAUAAAUGGAUAUGCUUUAAUAUAUAGCUUUAAGUUUUAUUAGACUUCCAAGCAUAAAACUAUAGACUCAAUGCAGUAGAAAGGUCAGUAGAAAGGUUUAUGCAAGACAUGUUCUAACAGAUAUAAAUAUCAUGUGAUAUCCAGUUUGAACUGUAAUAGUUUAUUUGGUUUCAUCGCUACCACAUUUCGUGGACUGCUAUGAAUAAAUAUUUCUUCAUCAUAUAGAUCA
Messenger RNA from Carya illinoinensis, 3869 nucleotides. Its product is annotated as receptor-like protein 7. The record is from RefSeq and is a predicted model, not a curated record. Lineage: Eukaryota; Viridiplantae; Streptophyta; Magnoliopsida; Fagales; Juglandaceae. Gene Ontology annotation, molecular function: protein binding. The transcript is spliced from 3 exons. The coding region runs from base 396 to 3494 and encodes 1032 amino acids.